Messenger RNA from Striga hermonthica, 1473 nucleotides. The record is from the annotation of a GenBank genome assembly. Lineage: Eukaryota; Viridiplantae; Streptophyta; Magnoliopsida; Lamiales; Orobanchaceae.
AUGAGCACGACCCGAGACAAUUCGGGCAAGAACCCGUUAAAGGCCGCGAAAAUUGUCCCGAAGGAGAAAUCCGGCGACGCCCUGACGACGUCGUUGAGGGCUUCACUCGCCAUCAUCCUCAUCUUCUCGAUUUCCCUCGCCGUCUACUCCACUCUACACACCACCAUCCGACCCGCCUUCUUCGGCUGGACCCAACUCCCCGACCCGGCCGUCUACAUGGCCCGACUCAACUCCGACCAAUCCCCCACCAACAUCUCCCACUUGGCCUUCGGCAUCGGUGGGUCGACUCGCACAUGGGAAACCCGGCGCCGCUACUCAGAUCUCUGGUGGAGGCCAAACGUCACUCGAGGCUUCGUCUUCCUCGAGCGGAAGCCCGAUUCAAAAAUCCCGUUCGCGAUCCCCCACCGCGUCUCGUCCGACUGGCGGAGGUUCAGGCGCUCGGCCGGGUCGGAAUCGGCGGUGAGGAUCGCCCGGGUUGUGGUGGAUCUGUUCCUGGUCGGGCUGCCGAACGUGAGGUGGUUCGUGAUGGGGGACGACGACACGGUGUUCUUCCCGGACAAUUUGGUGGCGGUGCUCGGGAGGUACGACCACCGGAGGAUGGUAUAUGUCGGCGGGAACUCGGAGAGCGUGGAGCAGGACCUGAUGCAUGCGUACGGCAUGGCGUUCGGCGGCGGCGGGUUCGCGAUCAGCUACCCGUUGGCGGCGCAGCUGGUCGGAAAGAUGGACGGCUGCCUGAAUCGGUACCAUUAUUUCUACGGCUCAGAUCAGAGGGUGUGGGCUUGUGUAGGGGAACUCGGUGUGGAGCUGAGUAGAGAAUCCGGGUUCCACCAGAUAGACAUCAGAGGCAACCCUUUCGGGCUCCUAGCCGCUCACCCAUUGGCUCCAUUGGUUUCCCUUCACCACUUAGACUACGUCGAGCCACUGUUCCCAAACCGGACUCAGCUGGACUCGGUGAAAGCACUAAUGAAGGCCCACAUGCUUGACCCGUCCAGGACCCUGCAGCAGUGCUUCUGCUACCACCGCAAGAACAAGUGGUCGAUAUCCAUCUCGUGGGGCUAUGCAGUGCAGAUAUACCCAGAAAAGCUCACGGCCAAGGAGCUCCAGACCCCAUUGCUGACUUUCCGCACUUGGAGGACCUGGCAAGAUGGCCCGUUCACGUUCAACACCCGCCCUAUGAAUUCCGAUCACUGUAGGAACCCGAUUGUCUUGUAUUUGGACUUGUCCGGGGAAGGGCUUGUUAAUGAUACAGUGACGGCUUACAGUAAGUCCGUGGAGGAGACCACACGGGAUUGCGGCAAGCACUAUUCCCGUGCUGUGGCUGUUGAGAAUGUGGUGGUUUUGGCGCCCAAAAUGGAUCCUCGCGAGUGGAAUCAGGGGCCGCGUAGACAGUGUUGUGAGAUCAAGGGUGUACGACAUGGGACGAUGAGAAUUCAAAUUCGAAAGUGUAGGGACUCGGAAACUGUAACCAUAUGA